GUAAGGGGGGGAACAAACGACUACCGGGAUCCCUGCACCUGCCGGCCAGUCUCUCAUUUGACUCCAGCGAGGCUGGAAGCGGGACAGAGAGCAUCUGAGCAUCUCUACGCAUCUCCUUUUCUUUUUACGGGAUUCUUACUUUCUUUUAAUCCUAAGGCUGUGCUUCGUGGACUCAUAUCCCUCCUCUUACUUUUCCUUAUAAAAUAUGACACAGUGGGCAUCUCUUUCCUUGUGUGUUUGAGCAGAUUUGAGGAAGAACAGGGUAUCUAUUUUUCUAUUUAACAAGGCGAUGAAUGAAUGAAGAGCACUGCCAGUGAAGUGUCCACGAUGUGUGGGUUCGUCCACCUGCCUGGGAAGGAAGCAUUGGGACUAUUUUAGCUAGCGAAUAUGUGAGAGCAUGAUGGAGUUUUUAACAUAGGCUGACACGCAUUAUGUGCGCAAUGAUCAGAGUAAAUCUCCAAACUAACAUCGCUGCUUUGUCAUCUGCUGGACAUCAAUGUCGGUGGCGUGAGGUGCGCUGCGCUUAAAGCUAACAGUGUCAGGAAAAACAGAGAUGAUAAAGAUGAUAUUGUUCCGUAAAUUCAGAGUCUUGAUACUCAUGGUGUUUCUCGUGGCGUGCACCAUGCACAUCAUGAUAGACUUGUUACCGAAGCUCGAGAAGCGUGCAGCCGGAGCGGAGAGCGGGGACAGCGGCUGUCAGUGCGCUCACCACCCGGGCGGGGAGGCGCAGGGCUGGGGGAAGCAGCGCGCCAGGUCGGCGGCUGAAGCGGGCUGGCCUAACAAACACACGCUGAGGAUCCUGCAGGAUUUCAGCAACGAGCCCAACUCCAACCUCACGUCACACUCCCUGGAGAAGAACACAGCUGCCGGGGACAGAGCCGAGUCCCUCCGGCAGGUUGGGGAGCACAAGCCGCUCAUCGGAGACGCGAGCGGGGGUCGGACCGUCCCGGCUCACGGUGUCUCCAGACUCUCCGCUCUGUUUGAGCAUCCUUUAUACAAGGUUGACCUUCCGCCUCUGACGGACGAUGACACUUUGUUUAACGUCAACACUGACAUCAGGUUUUAUCCAAGGGCGACAGGUAACCAGGGAUGGCACAAUGAAGAGGGCAAUGAGGAGGAGGAGGAGUUUUCUCCCACUGGAGAGGUGACUGCUGAAUCUUACCCAAACUGGUUACGCUUCCACAUCGGCAUCAACCGCUACGAGCUCUACUCCAGGCACAAUCCUGUGCUGGAUGCCUUACUGAAGGACUUGGUCACACAGAGGAUCACUAGCGUGGCCAUGAAAUCAGGAGGCACUCAGCUGAAGUUGAUCAUGACUUUCCAGAACUAUGGACAAGCGCUGUUCAAGCCCAUGAAGCAGACUCGGGAGCAGGAAACCCCUCCAGACUUCUUCUACUUCUCCGACUUUGAGAGGCACAAUGCUGAGAUCGCUGCUUUCCACUUGGACAGGAUCCUGGACUUCCGUAGGGUGCCCCCGGUGGCGGGCCGGCUUGUCAACAUGACAAGAGAGAUCAGAGACGUGACGCGAGAUAAGAAGCUGUGGAGGACCUUCUUCAUUUCACCAGCCAAUAACGUCUGCUUCUACGGCGAGUGCUCCUACUACUGCUCCACUGAGCAUGCUCUGUGCGGUAAACCAGACCAGAUCGAAGGCUCGCUCGCAGCCUUCCUGCCUGACCUGAACCUGGCCAAACGUAAGACCUGGAGGAACCCCUGGAGACGCUCGUACCACAAACGCAAGAAAGCAGAAUGGGAGGUUGACCAGGAUUACUGUGAUGAGGUGAAGCAGACUCCUCCGUAUGACCGAGGCACUCGGCUGCUGGACGUCAUGGAUAUGACCAUCUUUGACUUCUUGAUGGGUAACAUGGAUCGACAUCAUUACGAGACUUUUGAGAAGUUUGGAAAUGACACCUUCAUCAUUCAUCUGGACAACGGAAGAGGGUUUGGAAAACACUCCCAUGAUGAGCUGUCCAUCCUGGUGCCUCUCAGCCAGUGCUGCAGAGUGAGGAAGUCCACCUACCUGCGCCUCCAGCUGCUGGCCAAAGAGGAGUACAAGCUGAGCUCGCUGAUGGAGGAGUCUCUGCUCCGAGACAAACUGACCCCCAUCCUCAUCCAGCCUCACCUCCAGGCCAUGGACCGCAGGCUCCGGCUGGUGCUGCAGGUCCUGGCAGGCUGCAUAGAGAAAGAAGGUUAUGUUAAUGUGGUGGAGGAAGAUCUGGUCGACACAGCCACCCACAGGAGCCUGGGUCACAGGUAGUGAGGAGCGAAAACCGAGGAAGACGUGAAAAAAGAAGGGACUACAUCUAUGGCUGUUCGUCCAAUGGGAAAAAAAAGAUCCCACUUCUGAUAUCAAGCUGAAUUCAGUGAAUUCCGAGACUUGCCAUUAUUGCCUCUAUGGAACCUGCUUUUAAGUGUGUUUGAAUAGAACCGGUCCACAGAAACCAGGAGGGACUGUGCUACACAGAGGAUUUGUUAGAAACAGAUGUACUUUGGUCUUGUGUGAGACAUAAAAGAUCCACUGCUGUGUUCAGAUUUCUGUUUGUUUCAGUCACAUCAAGGGUUUGUUUUAUGUGUUUUAUGAUAUUAGAACAUAACCAAAUGAGAACUCUCACUGACUGGGCAGCAUAUGGUCAGACAAUAAGCUUUAUUACCAGAUUUCCAAAUGUAUAAACAGGUUGACAAAUUGUGUGGAAGAUGUUUUUUUUGUAAAGCUUGUCUCAGCUUCUACAAUCAGCAGAAAAAAUGUAACACCAGGAGAAACGGUGUUUUCUGUUUAUCUUAUAAGCUUUUUGUUUCAGCAGACACGGGACAGUCCGACUGAAAAUGUUAUCACAUACAUCUGAACUGCAUUAAUCUUGGUUUAUUUAAUGUUGUACUUCAAACAGCACCUUCACUUUGCCUUAUUCUUUUCCCCAGUCCCCCUGCAAGUCUAGCUGGCUCUACAUGCAGUGUAACAACACAAUGCUAAAAUCUGGGGCUAUGCUACAAAGCUGAAUUUACAGUUAGUGAGGUUACUUCAGGGUUUUAAGGACAGCUGCUGAACCACUGAACACCUUAGCUGUUCUAGAGUGGGUUAUGUUCGGGAUGAGUGAAUGCAUUGACCAAUCAGAUCUCUUAAUCAUGGAUUAGGAGGGUCGAAGACCAGCAAACAGUUUUUCACAUGAUUUUUCUGGGGUCUUCCUAAGGAUUUACCUUGUUGAAUCUGAGGGGUCAGAAAAACUUUAUUUACCCUGUAACAGGGGUGUUCAAACUACAACCCUGGCCCCCAGCCCAUUUCCUAAAUGGCCUGCAGCAAAUUUCAAAAAUAAAAUAAAAUAUGUCGUCAUCGUUUCUUUGUUGUAUUCUUUAUACAACUGCCAGUGGGUUCAAGUCAGCUCAAUACACAUCAAAAAACAUAGUCAUGGCAAAUUUUGAAAUGAAACAGGAAGUAGUUUUUUCUGAGUCUUAAAAUGCUAGUAAAGACAUGAAUCUCACCAGAGUGGUUUAAAAUGUGUCAAAAAGCUGUGAGGGAAUUAUAAAUAAGGUACAGAAAAACUGUUCACCCAGACUGUUUUUUUAAUCAUAACUUCAAAUCCCUAACCACUCAGAAAUUUGUUUUUAAUCUCAG
Cheilinus undulatus (humphead wrasse) is the source of this 3604-nucleotide messenger RNA. It is a transcript of the gene fam20ca, whose product is annotated as FAM20C golgi associated secretory pathway kinase a. Lineage: Eukaryota; Metazoa; Chordata; Actinopteri; Labriformes; Labridae. Gene Ontology annotation, molecular function: protein serine/threonine kinase activity. The transcript is spliced from 10 exons. The record is from RefSeq and is a predicted model, not a curated record. Gene Ontology annotation, cellular component: Golgi apparatus. Gene Ontology annotation, biological process: protein phosphorylation. Bases 554 to 2254 code for a protein of 566 amino acids.